AUGGCUGCAACACAAGAUAAUAUUGAAUUUGAAAAGCUGCUAAACGCUUUGAGCUCACAGGACGCUGCAGUACGCAAAGAGGCUGAGCUGGGAUUUAGAAAGCUGCCGCUGCAGGAGAAGGUGCAACAUUUGCUGUGCAACAUUUUCGAUGAUGAGCAAACUGCCGACAUGCGUGAGUUCAACGCCUUGCUGCUGAGUCGCUGCUUUGUGAGCUCGACGGCUGCAGUGCGUCGCCAGAUUACUGCAGUGGAUGCCAGUGAGGCCGUCUCGCGCAUAGCGCUGGCUGUGGAUCGCGAUAGUUUGAUGGGCGACGGCAGCACUGGGGAGCAGAUAAUGCAGCGUGUGAUGCAGACGCACGACGAUGAGCAGACGGAGUAUGUGUUGGAUUUGCUGGCGCAUAUUGCCAUGAUUUGCGGCAAGCAGUUCGAGCAGUUUUUGCCGCUGGUCAUGGGCCCAGUGCUGGACAAAUCGCAGCAUGCGCUGCUGAGCGGCUGCGAUGAGCUGGAGGAGGCAGCUUGCGAGAUGCUGCUCUAUUGCUUUGGCGAGCUGAAGCAGCACUAUCCACAGCAAGUGGAGCACGCCAUGCAGCUGCUGCUGCCGGCGUUGAAGUUUUACUUCCACGACUAUCUGGGACCGAAGCUUAUUAACGCUAUAAGCGUUGAUCCUGCCAGGGAUGUGCAGUCCGAGCUGCUGCAUACGCUGAGCCAAUGCCUGGCGCUGCUGCCGCCGCGCAGUUUGGAUGAGCAGACGCUGCAGCAGCUGCUGGCGAUAGUGCAGCGCUUUCUGCUGGCGCACUGGCAGCCCAAGCUGCAGCUGUGUCUAACUGAUGCGCAGUACUCCUCUGAAGAUGAGUGCUCCAUGCGCGGCACCGAUUCGAUAUCUUCGCUUGAGCUGGGCGACGAAAUGAACGAUGCACUGGAUGCGGAGCUGCAGGCAGCCAAUGAGGAGCAAGUGGACUUUGAUAUUAUGCCCAAGCUCAUAGGCAUACUGCAUGCUCUGUUUGGACUCUAUAAGGAGCAGUUUCUGCCACAUUUUCAGCAGCUGGCGCCACAGCUGCUCAAGCUGCUGGAGCCAGCGCGUCCGUAUCCGCUGCGCUGCUGGGGCCUAAGCAUAUUCAACGACCUCAUUGAGCAUUGCGGCACUGCCUGCGGCAAGUAUAGCGAGAUUUUGGUUGCUGCGCUGCUGCAGAAUAUGCAGGAGCAUGAGCCAGAGACCAGCAAGCAAGCCAUAUGCGGCUGCGCGCUGCUCGCUCAGCACGGCGGCAAUCAGUUUGCCUCGGCCUUUGUGCUGUUCGUGCCACAGCUCAUGGCCAUUGUCAUGCAGCCGGAUGCGCAGAACGAGGCCAAUUUGCAUAUCACAGAGCCGGCCAUAGCUGCCUUCACUCAAAUACUCAAGCACAACAACAAGGAUCUGGGCAAUCUGGAUGAGCUUAUAGCCGCCUGGUUCUCCUGGCUGCCCAUCUCCAAGGACGCCAAGUGUGCGCAAAUUGCCUACGACUAUAUGUGUGAACUAUUCCAGGCUCAGCAUCCACAAAUCCUGGGCGAACACAACUUCAAUUUCCCCUACAUAGUCACGCUUAUAGCUUAUGCCUUUCAAUUGCAGCUUAUACUGCCGCAUAGUCCCAGUGGGCGUCGCAUGUUGCAAGUGGUGCAGCAAAUCGAGUCUGACGCGCAGGCUGUGCAACGCAUUAGCCUGUCCCAGAAGCAGCAGGAGGCGCUGCAAUUGGCCAAGCAGCAGUUGCAAGUCGAUGGAGUUGCCAAUAGCUUGAAGAAAAUUUAA
This is a messenger RNA of Drosophila busckii, 1779 nucleotides long. RefSeq names its product importin-5-like. Gene Ontology annotation, molecular function: nuclear import signal receptor activity. Bases 1 to 1779 code for a protein of 592 amino acids. The transcript has 3 exons. NCBI's taxonomy places the organism in Eukaryota, Metazoa, Arthropoda, Insecta, Diptera, Drosophilidae. The record is from RefSeq and is a predicted model, not a curated record. Gene Ontology annotation, biological process: protein import into nucleus. Gene Ontology annotation, cellular component: nucleus; cytoplasm.